This is a messenger RNA of Phodopus roborovskii (desert hamster), 2617 nucleotides long. It is a transcript of the gene Slc18b1, whose product is annotated as solute carrier family 18 member B1. The coding region runs from base 187 to 1557 and encodes 456 amino acids. Lineage: Eukaryota; Metazoa; Chordata; Mammalia; Rodentia; Cricetidae. The record is from RefSeq and is a predicted model, not a curated record. Gene Ontology annotation, molecular function: transmembrane transporter activity. Gene Ontology annotation, biological process: transmembrane transport. The transcript has 14 exons.
GCCCCUGCCCGCCCUCGCGCCCCUCGGUCCCCGGCUCCAGGGAUCUGGAAGGGAUCAUGCACUCGGCUCGGAUCUCCACCUCUGGAUCGGGAAUGCGGAGUCAAGGCCCGGUAGUGCGUCCGCUGCCUGUGCAUCCAGUCCGUGGCGAUUGAAGCCGGUGUCGCCGGCGAACCGAAGCAGACGCUCAUGGACGCAGCGGGAUCCCCGGCUCCUGCGGGGACAGGAGGUGACGGCUCUAGAGGGAGAACCAGAGAGACAUCUGGGAGACUUUCAAGAGAACAGAUUUAUGUACUGGUGUCAGCCGCAUCCAUGAACUUGGGUUGCAUGAUGGCCUAUUCCAUUCUUGGACCAUUUUUCCCCAAGGAGGCAGAAAAGAAGGGAGCCAGCAACACCAUGAUUGGGAUGAUCUUUGGGUGCUAUGCUUUAUUUGAGCUGCUGGCAUCUUUAGUGUUUGGAAAAUAUCUUGUACAAAUUGGAGCCAAAUUUAUGUUUAUAGCAGGAAUGUUUAUUUCAGGAGGAGUUACAAUUCUCUUUGGUGUCUUGGACCAACUUCCAGAAGGACCCAUAUUUAUCGUCAUGUGUUUUCUGGUGAGAAUAGUAGAUGCCAUAGGCUUUGGUGCAGUGAUAACAGCAUCGUCUUCUAUCCUCGCAAAGGCUUUCCCCAAUAAUGUGGCUACUGUCUUGGGAAGCCUUGAGGUUUUUUCUGGACUAGGGCUGAUAGCAGGUCCACCUUUAGGUGGCUUUUUGUAUCAAUCCUUUGGCUAUGAGGUGCCUUUUAUCCUUCUGGGGUGCAUAGUCCUGCUGAUGAUACCACUCAACCUAUGUAUUUUGCCUAGUUAUGAGUCGGAUCCAGGUGAACACUCCUUCUGGAAACUUGUCUCGCUACCCAAGGUCGGUCUCAUAGCCUCCGUUAUCAUCUCCCUCAGCUCUUGCUUUGGCUUCCUCGAUCCAAUCCUCUCUCUCUUCGUCUUGGAGAAGUUCAACUUGCCAGCUGGAUACGUGGGACUGGUCUUCCUGGGUCUAGCUCUAUCCUAUACCAUUUCGUCACCGCUGUUUGGUUUCCUCAGUGAUAGAAUGCCUAAUCUAAGGAAAUGGUUUCUGGUUUUUGGAAACUUAAUCACAGCUGGGUGCUACAUGCUCUUAGGACCUGUCCCCAUUUUGCACAUUAAAAGUCAGCUCUGGCUCCUGGUGCUGGUGCUAGUUGUAAAUGGCUUCUCUGCUGGAAUGAGUAUCAUCCCAACUUUCCCGGAGAUGCUCAGCUGUGCAUAUGAAAAUGGAUUUGAAGAGGGAAUAAGUACGCUGGGACUCGUGUCUGGUCUUGUUAGCGCCAUGUGGUCAGUUGGUGCUUUCAUGGGACCAAUGCUGGGCGGAUUUCUGUAUGAGAAAAUUGGUUUUGAGUGGGCAGCGGCUAUACAAGGCCUGUGGGCUCUGAUAAGUGGACUUGCGAUGGGCUUAUUUUAUCUCUGGGAGCACUCAAAGAUGAGAAGAAGAUCUAAAGCUCAGAACCUCAUUGGCACAGAGGAGGAACGAACUGCUCUAUUGCCCAAUGAAACCUAACCUUGCAGAUGCUGGGUUGAUGCAGACCAAGAGACCAGUACCUCGAGCUGUGUCAGCAGCUGCUGGAGGACCUUUCUGUGUGCCAUGCAGGGGGCUGCGCUUUCUGCACUCAUGCACCCUGGAAGUGUCAAGCUGCUUUUAGAUGACCCUGCACUAGGCUGUGCUUAGUGUAGUCUGGAACAUCUAUGAGAAAGGGAAAACUGGUGUUUGUAAACAGCCCACCUUGCCCCUGAGGUGCUGUUAUUGACUCUCUUCAGCAUUCUUUUUUGUUUGUUUUUUCGAGACAGAGUUUCUCUGUGUAGCUUUGGAGCCUGUCUUGGAACUCACUCUAUAGACCAGGCUGGCCUUAAACUCAUAGAGAUCCACCUGCCUCUGCCUCCCGAGUGCUGGGACUAAAUGCAUGUGCCACCAAUGCCCGGCUCUCUUUAGCGUUCUUAUUCUUGUGUUUGUUUUUUCAUUCUAAGUACAUCAAUUCUACAAAUGCACCCCUUAAAAUUAAUACAUGAAAAAAUGAAGCUACUUAAUACACAUUGAACAUAUGCAAUAGAAUGAAUAAUUUUAUGAAAUCAGUUUUGAAAAAUGUGCUUUCUCUACACUGAGAUUUUUUUAAAUCUCCAUUUAAUAGGCAAGAUUCCUGCCUGCCAGGGAAAACUUCUAGAGUGUUCCUUCAUUUUCAGGUGUUCUAAAAAUGUUUCUCUGGAAAAAAAAAUAAUACAUGUAGUUUCCAUUUUGUGACAUUUUCAGAUGUAAUCUAUAUUUACAAAAAUUAUUUGGCAUAACAUUAUUCAUUUCCAAUCUCAGUAUCUCUUUGUUUUAGUCCCACAAUUUAUGGUGGCUUAUUGUGCUUACUACUUUUCUUGGAAGAUGUGAUCCAUCACUAGGUGGGGCCCACCCCCAGCUACUAGGAUGUGCUGCACAGUGGAGGGUUACUCCCUCUAACUUCCUGUAAAAGCCUAGCUGUACUUGAAAUGAGAAUGUCAACUGUGUACCUCUUGAUUAAUUUUCUUAUUUUAGCAGUUAUAUUUCUUUUCUAAUAGAAUAAAUGACUUUUGUCUAUCUA